Aethalodelphis obliquidens (Pacific white-sided dolphin) is the source of this 1352-nucleotide messenger RNA. RefSeq names its product pyridoxal phosphate phosphatase PHOSPHO2-like. The coding region runs from base 620 to 1120 and encodes 166 amino acids. The record is from RefSeq and is a predicted model, not a curated record. Lineage: Eukaryota; Metazoa; Chordata; Mammalia; Artiodactyla; Delphinidae. The transcript has a single exon. Gene Ontology annotation, molecular function: phosphatase activity.
UAUAAAAGGAUUGAAGAUCACUUAAAUAAGUCAGUACACAGAUUAAAAAAUAAUCAAAAAAGUUCUGUGAAAGUGAUUAUAACUACAAUGAACAGCAAAAGGAUCAACAUGAAGAUGUAAAAUAGGACAUCAAAAUCACAAAACAUGGCCCAGCGUGUGAGUGGGGUGGCCCUCACCCGUAGGCACCCAGAGGAGACCUGAGGACAGAGUCCUUGGGAGCGGCACCAAGGCCAGAACGGCUGCGGAUCUCUGGCCUGAGUCAGUGAUGAGCCCUGGGGACCCGGCCGGGUCCGGCCCGGUGCUCCCAUCAGCAUCCAACGUGCACCUCCCUGGGAACGACAACCGACCAGGUCCCUGUCUCUGGUUUCGGGAUGUACCCGGCAGGUUUUCUAUCAGAUGAUCCAUUGUAAUAAUGCUGGAGUUAAGAAGUCUCCAUUCCUUUGCUUGGAACCAGAAGACUUUUUGCCUUGCAUAUAGAGUAGGAGUAAUGUUGGUUAGAAACUGGCUGGUGUUUAAAACUGAAGAUUGUCAUGACUGUUUAACUGAAGCUCCAUGCUGAAGUAAGAUUAAUUGUCUUGGAAAUACUAAAUUGGGGUAACCUAAAUCUGUUUCUGGAGCCAUGAAAAUUUUGUUGGUUUUUGACUUUGACAAUAUAAUCAUAGAUGAUAAUAGUGACAUCUGGAUUGUACGGUGUGCUCCAGAGAAAGAGCUUCCUAUUGAACUACAAGAUUCUUAUGAAAAAGGAUUGUGGACAGAAUUUAUGGGCAGAGUCUUUAAGUAUUUGGGAGAUGAAGGUGUAAGAGAAGAUGAAAUGAAAAGAGCAAUGAUAUCAAUGCCUUUCACUCCAGGGGUGGUGGAACUUUUAAACUUUAUAAGAAAGUACAAGGAUAAAUUUGACUGGAUCAUUAUUUCAGAUUCAAAUUCAGGCUUCAUAGGUUGGGUUUUAGAAGCUACCAAUUUUCAUGACGUGUUUGAUAAAGUCUUUACAAAUCCAGCAGCUUUUUAUAGCAAUGAUCAUCUCACUGUGGAAAAUUAUCAUGCUCAUUCUUGCACUAGGUGCCCCAAAAGUCGUUGCAAAAAUGUAGUUUUGGUAGAAUUUGUAGGUAAACAGUUACAAUGAGGAGUGAAUUAUACACGAAUUGUUUAUAUAGGUGAUGGCAGAAACGAUGUCUGCCCAGUAACCUUCUUAAAGAAGAAUGAUGUUGCCCAGCCACAGAAAGGAUAUACUUUACAGAAAACUCUUUCUAGGAUGUCUCAAAAUCUUGAGCCUAUGGAGUCUUCUGUUGUAUCUUGGGCUUCAGGUGUUGAAAUAAUUUCUCAUUUACAAUUUCUAAUAAAGGAGUAAUAUACCA